Messenger RNA from Limanda limanda (common dab), 825 nucleotides. RefSeq names its product leucine rich repeat containing 10 (gene lrrc10). Bases 1 to 825 code for a protein of 274 amino acids. Gene Ontology annotation, molecular function: protein binding. The transcript has a single exon. The record is from RefSeq and is a predicted model, not a curated record. NCBI's taxonomy places the organism in Eukaryota, Metazoa, Chordata, Actinopteri, Pleuronectiformes, Pleuronectidae.
AUGGGUAAUGUCAUGCGAGGUGUCAUCGCCUUGAUUCCGUCGGAGCGCUGUCAACGCUUCUUAGUGGGGGACCUGAAAGAGAUGCCCCUCGAUCGGACCCUGGACCUGAGCAGCCGGCAGCUGCGUCGGCUUCCUCUUGCUGCGUGUGUCUUUGAUGAGCUGGUGAAGCUCUACCUGAGUGACAACAACCUCAGCACUUUACCUGCUGAUCUGCAGGGGCUGAGGAAGCUGCAGCUGCUGGCCCUCGACUUUAACUGCUUCGAAGAGCUGCCAGCAGCUGUCUGCAAACUGCCUCAGCUCAGCAUCCUUUACCUAGGUAACAACAGGCUUUACUACCUCCCCAAUGAACUGACAGUGCUCAAGGAACUCAAUACUCUGUGGCUGGAGACUAACUGUUUCACUGUUUUCCCUGAGGUGGUUUGUGAGCUUUCCAAUCUCAAGACCCUGCACCUCGGGUAUAAUCAGAUAAAGAGUUUACCACAAGAACUUGGACAACUGCAAGAGCUAAGAAGCAUCUGGCUUGCUGGGAACCAGCUGACAGAGUUCCCGUCAGUGUUGCUGGAAAUGCACUUUCUAGCGGUAAUUGAUGUUGAUCGAAACAAAAUACGCCGCUUCCCAGCCCUGUCUCACAUGCAGGGGUUGAAACUUGUCAUCUACGACCACAAUCCCUGUGCUAACGCCCCAGUGGUAGGCGAGGGAGUGAGGAGGGUGGGGCGCUGGGCGGAUUGCGCAAAUGAGGCGCAGGACGAAGAAGUGUCCAAAGCAGCCAGUGAGACCACAGCCGAGGUUGUCGAGCUACAACCGGAAGAGGAGCACAACAUUUAG